GUGAAGCGCGUCUGCUCGCAGCCUCCACUCUGCAGUUGCGGGCUGCACUACAGUUGGUAGCUGUUGGCCACAGGUUGUGGAUGAGGACAGAGGUCCGCGCGAACACAAUCCGUCAAGUUAAGUUGAUGUUUCAUUCGGGAGCACCUCCCUCAACAUGAGGGUCCGUACCUGACUUUGGAUAUUGAACACAGGCUGCCUGUCGCUACAAGUUCAAUAUCCAUUCUCCAGAGUUUCGGCGAACAGAACUGGGCGCAAUUACGCACGGCGAGCACCACCAUGGCACCGAUUUUGGAUAGACGUGCCCCGGCUUUGCUCUUGGUUUGGAGCUACUGCGUCCUGGCGGAUACCGCUUUUACGAACUUUACUUUGGACAACGAGUUCCACUCCAGUUUCAUCCACCGUCGGCUGAAGAGCCAGGAGCGCAGAGAGAUGCAGCGGGAGAUCCUGUCGAUCCUGGGGCUGCCGCACCGGCCGCGACCCCAUCUCCACGGAAAGCACAACGCUGCCCCGAUGUUUAUGUUGGACUUGUACAACGCCAUGUCCACGGAGGGGGACGAGGACAGAUACUCGUACCCCUACAAGCCUGUGUUCACCACCCAGGGGCCCCCGAUAGCCAGCCUGCAAGACAACAACUUCUUGAACGAUGCAGACAUGGUCAUGAGCUUUGUCAAUCUGGUGGAGCACGAUAAGGAGUUCCUGCCAGUGCGGCGGCAUCACCGGGAGUUCAGAUUCGACCUAUCGCGGAUCCCGGAGGGCGAGGCGGUCACUGCUGCCGAGUUUCGUAUAUACAAAGACUUCAUCCACGAACGUUUCGAUAACGAGACCUUCCGCAUCAGCGUCUACCAGGUGUUAGAGGAACACUCUGAUAGGGAGUCAGACCUGUUUCUGCUGGACUCGCGGGUGAUCUGGGCAGCAGAGGAGGGCUGGUUGGUGUUCGAUGUUACAGCCACCAGUAACCACUGGGUCCUGAACCCUGGCAGGAACCUGGGUCUACAGCUCGCCCUGGAGAGCACAAAUGGAGAGAGCAUCAACCCUCGUGUGGCCGGGCUGAUUGGUCGCAGUGGGCCUCAGAAUAAACAGCCCUUCAUGGUGGCCUUCUUCAAAGCCACUGAGGUGCACCUGCGAAGCAUCCGUUCAGCGCAAGGGGGGGCCAAGCAGCGUAACCCCAACCGCUCCAAAGGGACAAAGAGCCAAGAGGCGCUGCGAGUGGCCAAUGUUGCAGAGAACAGCAGUACUGAUCAGAAGCAGGCGUGUAAGAAGCAUGAGCUCUACGUCAGCUUCAGAGACUUGGGGUGGCAGGACUGGAUCAUCGCUCCAGAAGGAUAUGCGGCGUACUAUUGUGAGGGAGAGUGUGCCUUCCCGCUGAACUCCUACAUGAACGCCACAAACCAUGCCAUUGUGCAAACCCUUGUUCAUUUUAUUAACCCGGAGACGGUCCCUAAGCCGUGCUGUGCCCCCACACAGCUCCACGCCAUCUCAGUGCUCUACUUCGAUGACAGCUCCAAUGUCAUCCUCAAGAAAUACCGCAACAUGGUGGUCAGAGCUUGUGGCUGCCACUAGGUUAUCAGCAUCUUCACAUAGACACACACACACACAUAUGCACACACACACAAGUAGAAAGGGCUUCUUCUUGCUGUCAGGCGCCAUUUGAAACAUAUGAAACCUGUGCGAAUGAUUCUCUCGUUACAUUUCAAAGGCUGUCCUGAAGUAAACACGAUGUUUUGUGGCUGAACAGGACUUUCAAUCAGUUUCAGACUCCUCGCCACACAUGCACACACACACAUGCACAAACAAACACGCACACACACACACUCACGUUUGUGCUUCCUACUGUGUAUACAAGACAUUAAAAGCAGUGAUUGUACUGUAUAUUCAUUCACAGUCAACAAUCUUUUGUUUAUUUCAAUAAUUGUUAUUGUAGUUGAUUCUUUUACUGUAGAUUUUAUUAUAUAUAUAUAAAUAUAUUUUUAUGACUGAGAGACCCGGAUGGAUGUUCUGAAUUUCUUCCAUGUACAAUACUGUGUAAAUAUUUGUUGUUGUUUUUUUUUUCAAAGCAAGAAGUGUAUUUAUUUCCUAGAAUGUCACUUGUGUUUUCUCCUGUAUGUAAUGCUGCCUGUUUUUCUUUCACACGAUAACAAACACACAAACUCUGAGGGAACGAAAACAAGUCGACAGAAAGCGACUUUGACACGAGCGUCGAGCUGAAACUCGAUGCGCCUCUCCCUGCCUCACGUGUACGCUACACGCUGACGGCGGGAGGCAAUUUAUGACAAUUUGGACCUGUGGAAAUGUCUCCAUAUUUCAUCAGUCGAAGCUGUUCCGUAUAUGACGCACAUUUUUAUAGCAGCAAUCAGCUGAACUGUCAGAGAGGGAGCUUUGUACGGAGCAUCUUGUUCUGUGUGCGAGAUGUUUUCGGGUUUAUAUUCCUCUGCUGUAAUACAAUCUGUCAUAUUUAAAAGGUCUAUUUAUUGAGAGCUGGCUAAGAUGUUCUACGGUGUGCUCCGAUGUCUCAACCAUGUUUUACUGCUGAACUGGUACAACAAUAAACUGGGAGAAAAGCAACAAAA
Epinephelus fuscoguttatus (brown-marbled grouper) is the source of this 2567-nucleotide messenger RNA. It is a transcript of the gene bmp7b, whose product is annotated as bone morphogenetic protein 7b. NCBI's taxonomy places the organism in Eukaryota, Metazoa, Chordata, Actinopteri, Perciformes, Serranidae. The coding region runs from base 277 to 1560 and encodes 427 amino acids. The record is from RefSeq and is a predicted model, not a curated record. Gene Ontology annotation, cellular component: extracellular region. Gene Ontology annotation, molecular function: growth factor activity; cytokine activity. The transcript is spliced from 7 exons. Gene Ontology annotation, biological process: SMAD protein signal transduction.